Molecule: messenger RNA, 2628 nt
Organism: Nasonia vitripennis (jewel wasp)
Lineage: Eukaryota; Metazoa; Arthropoda; Insecta; Hymenoptera; Pteromalidae
Gene: GluRS-m
Product: probable glutamate--tRNA ligase, mitochondrial
Exons: 7
Coding region: 322-1854 (510 amino acids)
Biological process (GO): glutamyl-tRNA aminoacylation
Molecular function (GO): zinc ion binding; tRNA binding; glutamate-tRNA ligase activity
Source: RefSeq, a predicted model, not a curated record
AAGCGUCGUUAGCUCGUUUUCACGUUAUAUAUGGCCACAAGUAUCCCACACCUCGUGUUUGCUCGUAUAGUCGAGUAUCAAUUACUUAACCGUGUUCGUGUUAAAGCAAUAUAAUUAUUUGGAAAAUGCUGAAAAGUUCCGCUUUUCACAGUCGGGUAAUAGUGAGAACGCUUGGUCGACACCGCGAGAAGCGGCCGUGAAAUACAAUACAAUUCGACAAGCGGACGAGGUACACGCUUCGAGCACGUGUUGAAACGUUGAACUAUAAGUAUAUUUAUAUACACGCACACUUUUUGCGGCAACUCGCGUGCGAUUUUGAAGAUGCAUCGGAACAUGUUGAGGUCGACGUGGAAUUGCCAAGUGACGGUGAGGCGGUUUUACAAAAAGUCGCACUGUCGAGUGAGGUUCGCUCCGAGUCCAACAGGCUAUUUACACCUUGGUGGACUAAGGACAGCACUUUAUAAUUAUUUAUUUGCUCGCUCGCAAAAUGGUACUUUUAUUCUAAGGAUUGAAGAUACAGAUCAGACCAGGGUUGUUCCUGGAGCAAUGGAACAGCUACACGAUGAUUUGAUAUGGGCUGGCAUUAUCCCUGAUGAGGAUCCCAUACGAGAAGGUCCUUUUGGGCCUUACAUUCAAUCAAGACGAAUAGAUAUUUAUAAAGAACAAGUGAAAUUAUUGUUAAACAAUGGCUCGGCAUACAAGUGUUUCUGUUCUGAGCGUAGAUUGGAAAUACUGAGAAAGGCAGCAGUGAAGGAAAGACAGACUCCCAAGUAUGACAAUAGAUGUAGGCACUUGACUGAUCAGGAAGUCAAAGAUAAACUUAAAAGAGGAGAACAAUAUUGUAUUAGAUUUAAGCUUACGCCGACACCUGAACCUUUUAAAGAUUUGAUCUAUGGAGACAUUAUCUAUGAUGCUCAAAAUGAAGGUGAUCCAGUAAUUCUUAAAAGUGAUGGUUUCCCUACUUACCACUUUGCCAAUGUAGUUGAUGAUCAUUUUAUGGAAAUUACACAUGUUUUGAGAGGAGUUGAAUGGCAAAUUUCAACACCUAAACAUUUACUACUUUACAAGGCUUUUGGUUGGUCUCCUCCGCAGUAUGCUCAUCUUCCUCUUAUAAUGAAUUCAGAUAAUACCAAACUAUCAAAAAGGCAGAAUGACAUUAGGGUAGAGCACUAUCGAAAAGAUGGAAUUUUUCCUCUAGCUUUAGUCAAUUAUAUAACUGCUGCUGGUGGCGGUUUUGUUCAUGAUAAAGGUCUGUCACAUUGUUAUACUUAUCAAGAACUAAUUAAACAGUUUUAUAUCCAUAAAGUAAAUGUCAAUUCUAGUAAAUUGAAUCCAGAUAAAUUAUUAGAGUAUAAUAGGUUGGAAAUAUCAAAUCUCUUAAAUAACGAGAAAAAUCACAAGUUCUUAGUGGAAAAAAUAAUCACGAUGAUAAAACAAACUUUUCCUGACAGAGCAUCCGAUGGUACCUUGCAUUUAGACCACGCGUACAUAAUAACGACCUUAAGGUGGGCGCAAAAUAGAAUAUCAAGACUAAGUGACUUAGUUAACGCUGAUAUGAAAUUCUUAUGGAUAAAACCUGCUAAGCAAGAACAUUGUAUAGAUCUGAAAUAUUUAGAAAUGGUCGAUAUGCUUACUAAGAAGCUUGAAAGCUUAGAUGAUAAUAGUUUUUGUCAAGAAUCUUUGAAAACAUACUUAAAAGAAUUUGCUAUCAACAACAAUGUUCCAUUUCCUGCCUUUAUGAAAACUUUAAGAAGUCUUUUAAGUGGAUUGAAGGAGGGGCCAGGUGUUGCGGAAAUGAUGGAAAUUUUGGGAAGAGAUGCAACUUUAAAUCGUUUGAAAAGAAACGCUAGUUAAAAUGAAAUUCAUUAAAUUUUAAUGAUUAGUUCCUUUUUUUUGUACAAUAUAAGCUACUCCAAUUCAAUAUUUCUACAUUCCUCUCUAGGAAAAAAUUAUAGAAAAUUAUGUAUUAUAUUGAAUUGCAAAUAAUUAUGUGAUAAUGCAUAUUUUUAUACGUAUAGAUAUAACCGACUAAGCAUCUUUAAUUCAUCAAAUUUAGUUUUUAAAUAAAACUGUCUUUUUACAAAAUUUACGCGAACACCUACUUUAAUUAGUUAAAAAUAGGUUUGAUCAGUAUAAUAUCUUUCAUUUCAAUACAUAGUACAUAUUUAAACAUAAUUUUUUUCUGCUUCCUGUACUCCAUCCGUCAACUAGUCUCUGUAGUUAGUGUGUUUGAUAAAACCUGUAAAUAAUUGUUCUACAAUAAUGAAUCAAUUUGCCAAUAAUUAUGUUGACAAGUGUAAGAUAAGAAAGAUACAAAUUAAUUUAUAACUUUAAUAAAAAGACAUCAAGGAAUUUAAAAGUAGGAGUUUAUUGAAAGUGAACAUCUUUCAUAUACAUUGAAAAGUCAAAAAUUCACAAAGAUAAAGUGUGUACUCGCGGGUAUAUGUGUAUGAAUGAGAAUGAUUUCAAAUGAGCCUUUGUGCUGUAAAAUUUAAAGUUACAAUAUAAUAGAAGAAGACAUGUUUUUUGUGACAUACAACAUUGAAUUGAACGGAAAGACAUCGGUAUAGAUCAGUACUGGCAUUUGUUUGUGUGUUAAUUGCAUUGACGCACUUACUAUGACGUAAA